This is a messenger RNA of Necator americanus (New World hookworm), 444 nucleotides long. RefSeq lists its product as uncharacterized. The record is from RefSeq and is a predicted model, not a curated record. The coding region runs from base 1 to 444 and encodes 147 amino acids. Lineage: Eukaryota; Metazoa; Nematoda; Chromadorea; Rhabditida; Ancylostomatidae. The transcript has a single exon.
AUGGAGAACAACGGCAGCUGCGAGAGCGAUAUACAGCACGAAGGCCGAAAGAGCUGCAUUGCUUGGAGCCUACCUAUUCGCUAUUUGCCGUAUCAUGAUGUGCAAAUUGAAUGCUCGGGCAGUACCGUCUACAGCGAUUCAGAAAAUCGACAACGAGGAUAUUUGCACGGAAGUCGAUGUGGCGCACCGGCGCGUGAAACGUGGGAAGUAUCAACAUCUGACUCCGCAGUCAAAAGUUGCUUUAAAAACCCGUCUUCACUUCUUCGAUCACACUAUAAGGAGACCAGCAGAUCGCCUUGUUUAGCGGGUUCUGAGGAUUCUUUUGGAUGCAAGUUGGAAGAGGCCUUUUGGCCAGAAGAGGAAGUCCAGACUGAAGUGGUUAAAGAGGACCUGAGAACGCUCGGCAUGGAUAGGCAGUACAACAGAGACGCAAACUUUCGCUGA